UAUUGGCAUUCAUGUGGCAAGUUUCGUAACGGUACGGUACGGAACACAGGAAAUGAAAGCAACAAUCACGUUUUUCUGUUCUCACGACACCUACAAUAAUGGCGGAUAUCGGACACGGACUGGGGAGGUUGGCCGGAAAAGUAGCCCUUAUCACUGGUGCCAGCUCAGGUAUUGGUGCUGGAACAGCCAAGAUGUUUUCAAAACUUGGUGCUAAGUUGGCUCUCUCUGGGAGGAAUGAGGACAACUUAAAGAAAACUGGUGAUGUAUGUGAGAAACUUGGAGGAAAUAAGGUUUUGUGUAUCCAAGGUGACGUUACUAUUGAAGAAGAUGUAAAAAGAAUUGUUGAAGAGACAGUCACACAUUAUGGACAACUUGAUAUCCUGGUGAACAGUGCAGGAAUUCUCACAUUGGAAACCAUAGAAACAACAUCCUUAGAACAAUAUGAUAAAUUGAUGAAUACCAAUGUCAGGGCUUUGUACCACAUAACUAUGUUAGCUGUUCCACAUCUGAUAAACACUAAGGGGAAUAUAGUAAAUGUGUCCAGUGUCAAUGGAAUAAGAUCAUUUCCAAACAUGUUGACCUACUGUAUGUCUAAAAGCGCAGUUGACCAGUUCACAAGAUGUUGUGCUCUAGAUCUAGCACCAAAACAAGUAAGAGUCAACAGUGUAAACCCUGGAGCAGUUGUCACAGAAAUACACAGACGUGCAGGAUUGGAUGAGGAAACUUAUCAAAAGUAUUUGGAGCAUACAAAAAUUACCUACCCAUUAGGACGUCCAGGCCAGGUAGAGGAAGUAGCUGCAAUGAUUGCAUUCCUUGCUUCAGAAAAUGCCUCAUUUAUAACUGGAGCACAGAUUCCCAUAGAUGGAGGCAGACAUGUAGCGUGUCCAAGAUGAGACAUAAGGGUUUAAGUAUGGUGCUUGAAAAAUCCGGGAUAAACAGAGAAGAUGAGCAGAACAUGAAAAAUACAUAAAUCAGAAGUAAUGUGUAGCCUGCACAGCUCUCAUGUUCAUGUAACUGUAUUCAUAACAUAGUGAACCAUACCUGUUAAUAAUAAACAGUAAAAUUUAGUGCCUUGUAAUGGAAUUUAACAGUAUGAGAGAAAAGAAUUGGAUUUAAUUUCCGACUAAAACUCUGCAGUGUAUGAGAUAACUCUGCAGUGUAUGAGAUAUGAAUAUGAUAUCUUGGAAGAAAUACUUCAUAUGUAUAGGAUAAGUUGUGGUGAAAUAGUUACCAUCUGGAUAGAAAAAACAUUGGUUUUUUGUCGAGCCUGCUUGCGGAAGCGAGGACAUAGUUGUCCAAAUGGCUGUUCGGUGUAUGUCUGUGCGUCUGUCCAGAUUUGUUUGUCCGGACCAUAACUUUGACAUGCAUGGAGCAAUCUUGUUUAUAUUUGGCAUGAAUGUUAAUCUCAGUGAGACCGAGUGUCAUGCGCAAACCCCAGGUUCCUAUCUCAAAGGUCAAGGUCACACUUCAGGUCAAAGGUCAGAUUCAAAAAUGACUGUCCGGAGCAUUUCUUCUUCAUGCAUGGAGGAAUUUUGAUGUAACUUGGCACAAUUGUUCAUCAUCAUGAGACGGAGUGUCAUGUGCAAGAACCAGGUCCCUAGGUCUAAGGUCAAGGUCACACUUAGAGGUCAAAGGAUACAAGAAUGACAACUUUGUCCGGAGCAUUUCUUCUUCAUGCAUGGAGGGAUUUUGAUGUAACUUGGCACAAAUGUUCACCACCAUGAGACGGAGUGUCUUGCGCAAGAACCAGGUCCCUAGGUCUAAGGUCAAGGUCACACUUAGAGGUCAAAAGUCAGAUACAAGAAUGACUUUGUCUGGAGCAUUUCUUUUUGAUGCAUACAGGGAUUUUGAUGUAACUUGGCACAACUGUCAUCAUCAUGAGACAGAGUGUCAUGCGCAAGAUCCUAGAAUUACUUCCCUUUGUUGUAACUAUAAAUAGCUUAUAUUCGUAACUUUUUUAUUACUGGUUGUAGGGAAAAAUCAAGACCACUUUUCUGUAGUACAGCUUGCAUGUUACAUCCAAUUUUGAGGUGUAUUUUGACCUAUCUCUACUGGUGAGGAUUUUUGUGUGGACUUAAUUUUUUUUUUUCUUUUUUAAGAUUUACAUCCCUUUGUUGUUACUUUAAAUAACUUAUAUUGUAACUUUUUGCAAUCUCUUUUUUAUUUGGCAUAAAUGUUUGCCUCAAUGAGACAAGUGUGAUGUGCAACUCCCAGUCCUUUUGACAGCUGGCGGGCUCGACAUGUUGCCUGUGGGUAUCUAGUUUAAAUAUAUAGUCAAAUACUAAUAAAAUGCACAAUUUUCAUAUGACAACAUGAUGUAUGUAAACAGUCUUAACUGGUUGGUACUUCAAGUGAGGAAAAUGCCAAAUGUGUGAGGCAUGGGCAGGCACCUGGUUAGAACCAAUGUCCUUCUGUAAGUCAGCUGGAUGGCUUCCUUACCUGAAAGAAUGCUAAAUCACAAGCACAGUUUUGCAUCCACAUUCUGUUAGGGGAAAGUGAUUUGAUGUCACUGACCGCAACGACUAAAGUGGGGGAGGGGGCUGUGUGAAAUGCAAUUUCCUGUCUGUAAAAAUAUAAUAUUAAGUUUUUUAAUUUCAAUUUUUUUUUAAAAAACUAACAUGUAGGGAGAGCAUUGGUCUACAGAUCACGGGGUCUAGAGUUCGAUCCCCGGGCGAGGCAUAUGUUCUUGAUGAUUUGAUAAAAGACAUUGUGUCUGAAAUCAUUCGUCGUCUACCUCUGAUAAUUCAUGUGGGGAAGUUGGCAGUUACUUGCGACAAACUAAAUGUGUUUGUAUAUUCAUUCUUCUGAAAACAAAUCAUGAACCUGUCUUACAUCUGAUGAUUUAUGGUUUAAUAAUGCAGAAAUAAUGAAUAGAUUGCCGCAGAAACGCUUCAAAACAAUGUUGCCUUAAAAUGACGUCAUUAACCAUUAACGUCAUGACGUUACGUGUCAGUUACCGCGCAAAAUUAAUAGCUUUUAUCUUGAAAGUAUGUUAUUCUGUGCAUUUUCUUUAUUUUAACUAUCUUCAAAUAACCAUUAUUUGCUGAAAUAUUUUUUGAGUCUUUUGCUCUGAAUAAUAAUCAAUAUUUUGCUUCUUUUAUGUAGUUAUAUUGAAAUGUUGUGCGGAAUGUAAGAAAAUGGAUGAUGGUAACCAAUGUUAUUUGGAAUAUAGUUGGGUGAAAGGUUACUUGUUACGGCCAUUUUCAAAUAAAAAAUCUAGCAGUU
Mercenaria mercenaria is the source of this 3225-nucleotide messenger RNA. RefSeq names its product 3-oxoacyl-[acyl-carrier-protein] reductase FabG-like. NCBI's taxonomy places the organism in Eukaryota, Metazoa, Mollusca, Bivalvia, Venerida, Veneridae. The coding region runs from base 99 to 893 and encodes 264 amino acids. The record is from RefSeq and is a predicted model, not a curated record. The transcript has 9 exons.